Molecule: messenger RNA, 208 nt
Organism: Cylicocyclus nassatus
Lineage: Eukaryota; Metazoa; Nematoda; Chromadorea; Rhabditida; Strongylidae
Source: the annotation of a GenBank genome assembly
AGGAGAUGAAAAUUAUGAAGUUCAUGUUCUUUCUAACUGUACUACUAUGCAUGGUGGCUAGUGGCGAAGGUCUUUCAUGCCAACUCGGAGGGAAUGCUGCAUGCUCGGUUUCUUGCUGGAUACAGGGGCGUCACUACGGAGGAUACUGUAACAGCCGUGGCGUCUGCAUAUGCAACCGCUAAUCCAAAAUGUGCGUGAAAAAGUGCGA